Molecule: messenger RNA, 3309 nt
Organism: Chara braunii
Lineage: Eukaryota; Viridiplantae; Streptophyta; Charophyceae; Charales; Characeae
Source: the annotation of a GenBank genome assembly
CCGGUGACAUUCGAUAUUCUCGACACGGACUUCGACAUCAUUCUGGGAAUGCCUUGGCUUGCAAGUGCGGAUCACACGGUCAACUUCCAUCGGCGGACUCUUAGCGUUCGCGAUGCCUUCGGCGCGGAAGUGGCGUGUACGAUUCCUCUAUCGCACUCUUCGAUCCGGUGCCAAGUGGUGACGGCUAAAUCAUUCCGGGCGACUUGUGCUUACGAGCAGCCCGAGGAGAUCGGCAUAUGUUUCCUACGGACAGUCGAGGUAGCCGACUCUUCACCCACGGACUUGUCUUCGGACCCCCGUGUGGUACGGUUGCUGGACGAGUUCGCCGACAUCUUCGAGUCACCUACCGGUGUGGUGCCGGGUCGACUGAUCUCUCACGAGAUCAUUCUUGAGGCCGGUGCCGUGCCGCCGAAAGGUUGCAUCUAUCGGAUGAGCGAGGAGGAGCUUGAGGUACUCCGUGCACAACUCGAUGAUUUGUUGGCCAAGGGCUGGAUCCGCCCGAGUAGCUCCCCAUAUGGAGCACCAGUUCUCUUCGUCAGGAAGAAGAACAAGGAUCUACGAUUGUGUAUCGACUACCGCAAGCUCAACGCGCAAACCGUCAAGAAUGCGGGGCCUCUCCCUCGCAUCGACGAUCUUCUCGAACGGCUGGGCGGCGCGAAGUGUUUUUCCAAGUUGGAUUUGAAAUCAGGAUAUCAUCAAAUCUCGAUUCAGCCGAAUGAUCGCUACAAAACCGCAUUCAAGACGCGGUACGGGCAUUUUGAGUGGGUGGUCAUGCCUUUUGGCCUCACCAACACCCCGACGACAUUCCAGGCGGCGAUGACCAAUGAGUUUCGUGCAAUGUUGGACCGGUUCGUGCUGGUCUACUUAGACGAUAUUCUCGUCUACAGCCGUACAUUGGAGGAUCAUCUUGGACAUCUUCGACGAGUGUUGGAGACGCUCCGCCGCGCCAAGUACAAGGCCAACCGCGACAAGUGCCAAUUUGUCCGGCAAGAGCUGGAAUACUUGGGCCAUUUUGUCACACCGGAGGGCAUCAGUCCGCUAUCGGACAAGAUUCAGGCCGUCCAAGAGUGGCCGGAGCCUCCGAACGUCACGGAUGUCCGCUCGUUCCUCGGUCUUACCGGCUACUAUCAGCGCUUCAUCAAAGGCUACUCCAAGAUCGCGGCCCACUUGAACAAGCUUCAGUGCGAGGAUAGGUCGUUUGACUUCAGAGAGGAGGCGCGAGGAUCAUUCUUCGCUCUCAAAGUCGCGCUAUUGUCUGCAGAGGUCUUGCGAAUCUACGACCCGCUCACGCCUAUGCGUGUCACUACGGAUGCGUCAGGCUAUGGCAUUGGUGCAGUCCUCGAGCAACAUGAUGGYGUGGACUGGCACCCGGUCGAGUACUUCAGCAAGAAAGUGCCCCUCGUGCAUUCCAUUGACGAUGCACGCAAGAAGGAGCUCCUCGCCUUCGUCUACGCGCUCAAGCGGUGGCGGCACUUCCUCCUUGGUCGAAGCCAAUUUCACUGGGUAACGGACAACAAUCCGUUGGUCUUCUACAAGACCCAAGACACCGUCAACAGCACCAUCGAUCGAUGGAUGACUUUCAUCGACCAGUUCAACUUCUUUCCCGAUCACAUUCCCGGGAAGUCGAACCGUUUUGCGGAUGCUCUCUCACGGCGUCAGGAUCAUUGUACCGCAGUCUACUCGACCUUCGAGAUUGACGACGACCUGCGGAACAACUUCAUCCGCGGCUACCAAGCCGACCCCGAUUUUCGCGACAAGUACGCGAAUUGCUCCUCUCCUAAUCCGGCUCCUUCUCACUAUUGGAUCCAAGAGGGGUACUUGCUUGUCCACACGCGGGGGAAGGACCUUCUUUGCGUACCGAGUGAUCCUCACUUGCGUACACGGCUUCUUGGCGAGUUCCACGACGCUCCUGCCACUGGACAUUUUGGAGUCAAUCGCACGAUUGGCCGACUUUGCCAGCAAUUUUGGUGGCCCGGCCUUCUCGGCGACGUCACACGCUAUUGCGAGUCAUGCGAGGUUUGCCGACGCUGCAAAUCCCGCAACCAUCGUCCAUACGGCGAGUUACGACCAUUACCAGUCCCGUUGAGGCAAAGGGAAGCGAUUGCCAUGGACAUCACCGGCCCGUUCCCCAAGCACAAGACCGGAGUGGAUGGGAUUCUCACGGUGGUCGACCGACUCACCAAGUUCGCCAUGUUUUUGCCUUGUCGUUAUCAUGCCAAGGCACCGGAGUUGGCCGAGGUUCUGUACGCCGGUUGGAUUCGCACCAAGGGUUACCCCAAGGAGAUCGUCUGCGACCGCGACACUCGGUUCAUGUCCGAUUUUUGGUUGGCGCUCAUCAAGCGAUGCGGCUCAUCUCUCAAGCCCAGUUCAGCUCGCCACCCUCAGACCGAUGGCCAGACGGAGAGGGCGCAUCAGACCGCACAGGUUCUUCUUCUCAUCCGCCCCGACCAGAAAGACUGGGUUGAGCGACUGCCGGACGUUGAGUUGGCUUACAACUCUUCCAUCCACCCGGCUAUUGGGAUAUCGCCCUUCGAGUUCGAGCACGGCUCGCCGGUCACAUCACCGUUGGACACUAUCACUCCACGCACGGCCGAGAGCGACGACCAUUUUCUCUUCUUGCGUCGGAUGCAAGAGCUUCUUGUCAAGGCACGCGAUCAGAUGGCGAAGACGCAGCAGCGCAUGAGCCAGCAGGCAAAUCGCCAGCGUCUUCCUUGUCCUUUCCGCGCCGGAAACCUUGUCUGGGUUUCAGCAGCGGAAUUCAUCCUUGAACAGGACAUCUCUCGCAAGCUCCUUCCGAAAUGGAUGGGGCCUUGGCCGAUCAUUGAGCCCGCUGGGGAUGCACCUGAAGGGCCUUCCUUCAUGAUUCAGGUGCCUAGCCACUUGCCUGUCUACCCAGUCUUUCAUUGUUCCAAAUUGGCUCUGUACACGCCUGCGGAACAUGACGAUUUUCCCGGGAGACGUGUGCAAGAUCCACCUCCUAUGGAUGGUUUUCAGGAGGUCGGCGACAUCAUCUCCCAGCGACGCUACGACAACAAGCCAACUGAGUAUCUGGUGCAUUUUGCUUACUCCACUCAUCGAGCUGAUCGUUGGUUGACCCGUGCAGAACUGCAAGCGACAACUCCAGACGUUCUCGCACGCUACGAACGCAAGAUGCAAGGCAAGCCGAUUUCUUCGGCUCCACGCCGCGCCCGCGUCCAGGUUCCACCUUCAGAUCGACGACUUUGCCCUCGCCCCGGCUUGACUUCAUAAGGAGGGGGGGGUGUUACAUGCGGCGCGUGCACACACGGGCCAUUUUGCAGGCCCGACGAC